Messenger RNA from Paramuricea clavata, 1263 nucleotides. Lineage: Eukaryota; Metazoa; Cnidaria; Anthozoa; Malacalcyonacea; Plexauridae. The record is from the annotation of a GenBank genome assembly.
AUGGGUGAUUUGAACUGUGAUAUCUUGAAAUCUCCUUGUGAGUCUUAUACUCGCAAGCUACAGUUCCUUUCAUCACUUUAUCAGUUCGAUCAGCUUAUUGAUGAACCCACAAGGAUUACUGGAACAUCAGCAACUCUAAUUGAUCUAAUUCUGACAAAUAAAGAGGAAAAUAUUUCAAAGUCUGGUGUCAUACACCUUGGACUUUCUGAUCACAGUAUGAUUUUCGCUAUUAGAAAACAUUGUAUUCCCAAAUCACGGGAAAAGGUUAAACAUAUUCGUAACUUUAAAAAUUUCAAUUCCAAUGAUUUUCUUACGGAUCUUUCACAGAUGCCGUGGGAGAACAUUGCCCAACAUGACAAUUCUAAUGUAUGCUGGCAGGUAUGGAAAUCACUAUACCUCCAGGUCCUUGAUCGACACGCUUCCCUUAGACGUAUGAGAACUCGUGGAAAUUCUCUCCCUUGGAUUUCUUCAGACAUCAAGGGUAUAAUGAAAUCAAGAGACUUCCACAAAAUAAAAGCGGUUAGACAUAAUUCUCAAAGUCAUUGGACAAAAUAUAAGGAAUUACGAAACAAAGUUAAUGCUGAACUAAUUAAAGCUAAAAGAAACUAUUUCUGCAAUAAAAUAGAAGAUUGUGCUCAGUCCAAAGACAUAAAGCAAAGUUGGAAUUUAAUUAACCACUGCAUGGGUAAAAAUGUGAAAUCAAACACGAUAUCCCAACUUAAAACGGAUAAUUCUGUCAUUUCAGACGACAAAUUGAAAUCUGAGGCUUUUAAUGAUUUCUUUGUCGAUAUCGGGGCAAAACUUGCAGCUGAAAUUGAAGAUAAUUCCCUCAACACAAAUUCUUUUGCUCGCGGAGAUUCUAGGCCUACUACCGACUCCAAUCUUUUUUUCAAAUUUUCUGAAAUUAACGAGGACGAAGUAAUAUAUCAAUUGCGUAGUCUCAAAAUUUCAAAAUCCACAGGAUUAGAUAAAAUCCCUGCUAAAGCUCUUAAAAUAUCCGCGGACAUUGUUGGUCCGCCAUUAACUUGGAUAUUUAACCUUUCAAUCAAAAAAGGAGAAUAUGUGGAUGAAUGGAAAAAAGCCUGGGUUACACCCAUUUAUAAAUCUGAUGACAGGUUGAAAUGCGAGAAUUAUCGCCCUAUCUCGAUACUACCCAUUGUUAGUAAAAUACUUGAGAGAUGCGUUUUUAAUCAAAUUUAUAAAUUUCUUAAUGACAAUUCACUUCUUUCAAAACAUCAACAUGGUUUUCGGCCUAAACAUUAA